Messenger RNA from Liolophura sinensis, 1444 nucleotides. Its product is annotated as zinc finger protein 418-like. NCBI's taxonomy places the organism in Eukaryota, Metazoa, Mollusca, Polyplacophora, Chitonida, Chitonidae. The record is from RefSeq and is a predicted model, not a curated record. The transcript has 2 exons. Bases 40 to 1317 code for a protein of 425 amino acids.
AGGAAGAUGAUGUUGUAGUUGCUGAAAACACACACAGCUAUGGAAAAUAUGGAAAAUAGCUGUGCUGAGAAUGAUAUGGAUCUGAUCAACUCAACUGACCUUCCAAACUCAGAUGAAUCUGAUGUGAAGCCCAUUGUUAAAAAAGAAGUGGUGGACGACCUCCAAGAUGGACCUCAGGUUUGGCCUGUUAUUAAGAGAGAAGUUGUGGUCGACCCGCAAGAGAAACCUCCGGUGUGGCCUGUUGUGAAGACAGAAGUAGUUGACGACAGCUUUGGAGAAUGUUACCGGUGGCCGAUUCUGGACCCCGGGGGUGUUCCAACGGUUACUGGUGGAUGUCAGGAGUUGCCAGAGGGUGUUACCUGCACAAGCAAUAACAAACAUGAAAACCAGUCUUUUAUUAACACAGAAUGUGAUAAUCCCUCAACAGAACCUGAUUCCUGGUCCAUCAAAGUAGAAGGUGACGAUCCUACAGGUGAACCUCACGUGUGGCAAGUCGUUAGGCAAGAUGAGGGAUGUGAUUCUGACGAAAAUGAGGAGGAACAGGAAGGCACAGGUGGAACUCCUUUUGUAUCUGUUUUUUGUCGAAAAAAUUUCGCGUGUGUUUCUGCCUUGUUAAGACAUGGAACAGUUGGCAAACCUCACCCCUGUAAUAUCUGUGGCAAAGUCUUCAAGGGGCCGCGCUCUUUGAGAACUCAUGAACGAAGACAUACAGGCGAAAAACCUUAUUGUUGCUACACCUGUGGAAAAAGCUUCGCUCUGCAGUGCACGUUGAAAAAACACGAACGAACGCAUACAGGUGAAAAGCCUCACGCCUGCGAUAUUUGCGGCAAACACUAUACCCAGCGGGCAGGGCUGAUAGCACAUCGUCGAACGCACACAGGGGAAAGGCCUUACGCCUGCGAUACUUGCGGCAAACACUAUACCCAGCGGGCAGGGUUGAUAGUACAUCGUCGAACGCACACAGGUGAAAAGCCGUACGCCUGCGAUAUUUGCGGCAAACACUAUAACCAGCGGGCAGGGAUGAUAGCACAUCGUCGCACGCACACAGGGGAAAGGCCUUACGCCUGCGAUACUUGCGGCAAACACUAUACCCAGCGGGCAGGGCUGAUAGCACAUUGUCGAACGCACACGGGUGAAAAGCCUAACGCGUGCGAUACUUGCGGCAAGCACUUCACCCAGCGGGCAGGGCUGAUAGCACAUCGUCGAACACACACAGGGGAAAGGCCGUUUACUUGUGAUAUUUGCCACAAAAGCUAUCCUUAUAAAUGCGUCUUGGUGAAGCACCAACGGACACACGCAUCUGAAGGCAAAAUUUGAACUUGAAACGCCAUCUUUGUUUAACGACCGAUCAUUUUAUUUAAGUAUCAGUGGACAUGCAGGUUCAUUGCCUGAUUCCUGGUCCACAAGCAGUAAAAUCAAGCAGGUCAAUGACAUAAGGCGGAUU